Messenger RNA from Cutaneotrichosporon oleaginosum, 505 nucleotides. RefSeq lists its product as uncharacterized. NCBI's taxonomy places the organism in Eukaryota, Fungi, Basidiomycota, Tremellomycetes, Trichosporonales, Trichosporonaceae. The record is from RefSeq and is a predicted model, not a curated record.
GCACGCCGCGUGCACUGCUCUUGACCAUAGGACAGGCUGCACAGCAGAUCAGGAAAGAACGCGUCUGGAAUAGAGGCGGCAUGACGCAGGCACGAUGCGCUGGGUUAAUUAUGGAACUACGCGUGAAAUGUGUGGCAUGGCCCAACCUUGCUCGCGGCUCGCUUGAUGGCUUGCUCCCUGCUCACCUCAUCCAGCCAUGCUCACGCAUGCACGCAGCGUCUCCCAACGCGCACCGUUUCUCAUACUGCGCUGCGUUAAAGUUGCUCCCAAAAAUACCACGCCGUGGCACCCUGCUUUUGGAUCCACAGGAGAAUGGGGUCCAUUGUGGGGGAGUUGCAGUCGACGCUCGUGUUUGGGUCUCACCAAUGCUGCGCCCUCGUCUGUGAUCCGCUUGGUUGCUGGUGUCGCGCGCUGGACUCGGAUGUGCCAUUUCCGUCAAGUCUGCAUCGAUCUACUAACGCUCUUCCUUUAUUGCUUCACUCUUUUCCUCUCGUCAACUCUGGUG